GGGAGACGAGAUGGCCAGAUCAUCCCCUCCGAGACCCCUCCAAGGUGCGUGACGACCGUCUGAUAGUGUAUAGCACCGCAAUGCUCGCGAUAGUUUAGUCGACCAAAAGUCAUUUUCCACCUCUCUCCCGUCGCAAAGGCCUGGGCUGCGGCCAUGUCACUUGCCAUCACCAGCAUGGGAGGGCUGGGUCGGCUUCAACCCACCUCAGGUCGCGCCGGGCUCUUCCUCUUUGCCCUGUCUGCAUCCUCUCUAGUCGCCCCCGCGCACGCUUCACGAACCGCCGGCUUCCACUCGCUCCGCGCCCCAACAUGUCCACUGCACAGAGACACUUCGCCGGCGCCGCUAGGCCUCCGAUCCUUCCACGCGACCUCGCACAGUGCGAGCACCACGCCGCACUUCUCGUACCAUGUCGCCGCCUCGUACUCCGCCAAGCAGGAUCGCUUCAACGCAGACGCCAAUCUGUUCACGCGGCCGCUGUACGACCCCGCCAAGAGCAAGACGACCGAUCUGAAGACAUGCAAGCAAUCUAUAGACCAGCGAAAGCGAGUACGAAGCGGGCAGGACGCCCUGUUUUUCAGCCAGGUCGGGAACACAGAGGCCACGACAUUCGGCGUCGCAGAUGGCGUAGGGGGGUGGGUCGAGUCUGGCUUGGACCCCGCCGACUUCUCCCACGGCCUCUGCGAGUACAUGGCUUGUUUUGCGCGAUCGUGGCCGCACGGAUCCAAUGCAACGUCGUUACACCCGAGAGACCUGCUUCAGGUAGCGUACGACCAGGUCACCGAUGACGAGACCAUCGAAGGCGGGGGCAGCACGGCAUGUUUGGCUGUAGCCGAGCCCGAUGGGAACGUCGAGGUAGCCAAUCUGGGCGACUCGGGAUUCAUGCAUCUGGGCUUGAACGCCGUACGACAUUUCACGCAGCCCCAGACGCACGCCUUCAACACGCCCUACCAGCUCUCCAAAACACCCCAACGCAUGCUCGUUCAGAUGGCUAUAUUUGGAGGCUCCGCCAGCCUUUCCGACAUGCCCAAGGAGUCCAGUGUAACGCACCACCGAGUGCGCCAUGGUGACGUCCUUGUCUUUGCAACCGACGGCGUGUGGGAUAAUCUGAGUCCACAAGACGCGCUCGGCAUCGUAAGUCGACAGAUGGUGGAUCUUGGUGCGUGGGUGGAGAAGGACGGCACGAUCGAAGUCGGUCAGGAUCUGGCAAAGCUCGUACAGUCUGGUUCAGGUCGCAGGGCCGACAGCUCGUCUCUCCAAGCCAAGGUCGCCACUGCCAUCGCAAAGCAGGCCAAGGUCACGGGGCUUAAUACUCGCCGCGAUGGACCGUUUGCCAGAGAGGUGCAGAAGCACUACCCUGGAGAGAACUGGCAUGGCGGCAAGCCAGACGACAUUGCCGCUGUGGUUGCUAUCGUGCUUGAGGGGUCAGCUUAGGGGCGCUGUCCGUGACGGGUUGUUUGGCUGCAUGGACGGGGCGUUUGGAGAGGGAUAUUUCUGCAGAUCGGACGGCGUACUUGCAUAGACGUGGUGAUCGAACGCUUGGUUAGAAGUUUUCGCAUAUCCUGAUCUUACUGCCCUAUGAAUGGACAUUUUUGGGGCUUUAGUUGGUAGAAUUUGAAGAUACGUUAUGCAUUUAUGAUAUCAAUAUUCAGACAGCAAUUAACGCAUUCAUAUUUCC
Molecule: messenger RNA, 1675 nt
Organism: Dothidotthia symphoricarpi CBS 119687
Lineage: Eukaryota; Fungi; Ascomycota; Dothideomycetes; Pleosporales; Dothidotthiaceae
Product: 5-azacytidine resistance protein-like protein azr1
Exons: 3
Coding region: 175-1431 (418 amino acids)
Source: RefSeq, a predicted model, not a curated record